Homo sapiens (human) is the source of this 5578-nucleotide messenger RNA. RefSeq names its product Holliday junction recognition protein (gene HJURP). The transcript has 5 exons. Gene Ontology annotation, cellular component: chromosome, centromeric region; nucleus; nucleolus. Gene Ontology annotation, molecular function: histone binding. Lineage: Eukaryota; Metazoa; Chordata; Mammalia; Primates; Hominidae. The record is from RefSeq and is a predicted model, not a curated record. Bases 2793 to 4703 code for a protein of 636 amino acids.
GAUUGAGAAUUUGGGGUGGAAGACUAAUAAAGGAAAGAAACGAAGGAGAGAUCCAGGUAUUUAGUGUCAAAUUUUAUUGCCAAAUAACCUUGCUGUGGAGGAGUAUUCAUAUGAAUAAAGGUGUGGGUAUGCCCAACCUCUGAGCUUACGCAGAGGCCACCACGGGGCACUUUUUCUCAUGAUUAUACUCUUUCUGUUUUUAAGGAUUUAGAAGCAUUUCUUCUGUAGCUUGUCAAGUGCAAGGAGUCACUGUGUAAUAUUUGGCCUUUUUCAUCACCCUGUGUUUCCUGUGUCACAGGCUGAGGGGCUCUGAUAAUACAUGUGCAGAGGCUGGGCCAGUUGGGUAACCCUCCCCAAGGUCACGUGCCAGCCCAGCGAGGCACUCACUUUGUUUGGGUCCUUACAGAAAAUACCAAAUCCAGUUCCUUCUAGGGAAGAAGAAUGUCUCUCUUCCUGUUUUGAAAGGGGAGGAAGAGAGAUGAGGAGAGGUGCAGCCUGGAGGAUCACACAUCUUUCCUUCUGCAUUUUUCUACCUUCGGAAGACCCUGGCUUCCCUGCCUAGUUGAUCCGAGGGUGUUGUCGCUCUGAGACCCGUUAUUUUAGUGGAAGGUGCUGUUGGCCUUUCUACGGGGGCAUCCAGGAGCCCUUUUGCCACAGUGGCUUUUGCCAGGUUAUCUGGUAUUCAGUUAAUCACUGCCUCUCAGAUGCCACAUGGUUCCUCUCUGUGGUCACAGGUCAAGGAACCUGUAUGAAAGAAUGAAAAACAUCAAGAUCAAUGUGACGAUAUUAACAGCAAAUUUGAAAUCAAAUCUUCUUGAUUAAUUAUUCUAGUCAUAAAAAUGUUAAAAGUACAUACAACUACAUAAAUGAGCUGAUUCCUCUCUGCAAAGAUGGUCACUAAUGCUAUUUUAGUACAAUGUGAUUCCCUAUAAUACAUAUCUUUAUAAAUGCAUUUUUUUCUCCCUCACUUUUCCGGUUAAUACAUCUGGCAAACUCUUCUCUUCAUCAACUGUUGUAUAAUUAUAAAAUUAUAUAAUUAUUUAAAAAAUCAUGUUUUUUUAACUGCUCUCCUGUUGAUAGGCAAUUAGCUAUUUGUGGCUUCCUUUAUUAAUAAAUAAGGGUCAGCACACUUUUUCCACAAAGGGCCGGAUGAUACAUAUUUUAGGCUUUGCUGGCUCUAUGGUCUCUGUUGUAACUACUCAGCUCUGUGUUGCAGGAGGAAAGUGGCCGAAAAUAAUAUGUAAAUGAGUGUACGUGGCAGUGUUCCAAUAAAACUUUAUUUAUAAAGCCUCUGUUAGAAAUGGUUUUCAGAGAAAAUCCCGGUCCUUGUCUCUUCCCAAUACUGAUAGUCCCCCUUUUCGAUAAAUGCUGAGAAGUGGGAUUAUCGGGUUAAAGUAUAUAUACUCUUUGAAUUAUGCAUAAUACAGAUGUCCACUCAUUAGACCAGUGCUUAAUAUGGUCCUGGUAGCAAAAAGUUUUCAUUUAAAGAUUUAUUUAAGGUUUUUGCUUAAAAUGUAGGAGGAACCCUACCUGGGUCUCCAGAAUCUUCAGACCCUUUCUUGGGAUUAGGAAACUGGGCGUAGCCUGAGAUUUCAGCGGGGACAUCUCUGACUUCACUGUAAUUGCUAUUGGUGACAGUGUCCAGAUCCGCCUUCACCUUUUCCCAGACGACUUGGUGCUCCUGCCGCCCUGGAGGCUGGGGGAGGCUGUGGGCCCUGGCAGGCCGGGUGUUGACCUGUGCUGGGUUGGUUAUAACACAAUGCCUGGGUUCUGUUUGUAGCUACCAGAGCUACCACAUAGUUUGGGGUUGGUGUAGAUCGUCUGCUUCUCUGUGAUUCUCAAACCAGGUUCUGCCUCAGACACAGCCACAAAACAACCCUGUAAACUCCACCUUACGUGACGGUUUCACUGGAAGCAAAGGUUCUGAUAUUCUGGAAGUGGGCUUCAGUUACCCUGUAGUGCUCCUGGGUAGCCCCAAGUCCUCUGAACCCUCAGAGUUGACACCUGAGGACCAUCCCUAACGGUAUAGGCCUCGCCACCUUCUCACGCCCUGUUUUUAUAAGGCUGGGUGGUUCCUAAAAUAUUAAUAUUUCAGCCAAUCUGGUAUCCUGAAUGCUUGAAUUUCAUUACUGAGAACCCACCGAUGCCAUGCUCUGGGAUUAUUCGUGGGGCCUGCUAUAGAGCAGGCUCUGGAGAGCUGAAGCAGGCCUGACCAGGAGUGUGGCCGCCCGACCACCUCUGCCCACCAGGUAUGAGCUCCUGGUCAGGACAAGCAGCUGCCUCUGUGCGUUAGCUUGGGCUUAAACUGGCUCCUCCCCGCCUUAAAUACUCCAGCAUAUUCUUUAAAGAUCACAGGAAGUUGCCCAGGGGCCACUUGCCUAUUUCUCUGUUCUCGCUGAUGACCUCAGGACAAUUUUGUUCUGUUUCAAUUUGGCUUUUUGUUUGCCCCAGUCCCUGUCAUCCCUGGGCCACUGUUAGGAGGUGUGAGCUUAUCUGCUCGUGCCUGGGCCCCUGACUUUCCCUGCUCCUUCCAAGUGGCUUUUUAAGUAGCAGCCCCCGCUGCAACCCAGGGGAGCCUCAGCUCCUUCCUACGCUCUUGAGGCCUCUUAUAAAGUGGACAUGCAGGGAGAAGAGAAGCCUUGUGGCAGGCUCUUGCUGUCUCCUGUGUUAACAGAAGGAUUGCAGUUUUAUUAUUUUGCGGUGACUUUGAAAUGUGCUGUCACUCAAACAACCAUGUUUUUAUUGGCUUCUGCACUUGGAGGACUCCUCCAUGAAGCCCGCGGACAGGACAGAUGGCUCCGUGCAAGCUGCAGCCUGGGGUCCUGAGCUUCCCUCGCACCGCACAGUCCUGGGAGCCGCCUGCAGUGCCUCAAAGCCCUUUGAAAAAUGAAUUAAGAAGGAAAUACUUGACCCAAGUGGAUAUACUGCUACAAGGUGCAGAGUAUUUUGAGUGUGCAGGUAACAGAGCUGGAAGGGAUGUACGUGUGACUCCGCUGCCUUCACUGGCCUCACCUGCCGUGCCUGCCCCCGGAUACUGCAGUCGUAUCUCCAGAAAGAGUCCUGGUGACCCAGCGAAACCAGCUUCAUCUCCCAGAGAAUGGGAUCCUUUGCAUCCUUCCUCCACAGACAUGGCCUUAGUACCUAGAAAUGACAGCCUCUCCCUACAAGAGACCAGUAGCAGCAGCUUCUUAAGCAGCCAGCCCUUUGAAGAUGAUGACAUUUGCAAUGUGACCAUCAGUGACCUGUACGCAGGGAUGCUGCACUCCAUGAGCCGGCUGUUGAGCACAAAGCCAUCAAGCAUCAUCUCCACCAAAACGUUCAUCAUGCAAAACUGGAACUCCAGGAGGAGGCACAGAUAUAAGAGCAGGAUGAACAAAACAUAUUGCAAAGGAGCCAGACGUUCUCAGAGGAGCUCCAAGGAGAACUUCAUACCCUGCUCUGAGCCUGUGAAAGGGACAGGGGCAUUAAGAGAUUGCAAGAACGUAUUAGAUGUUUCUUGCCGUAAGACAGGUUUAAAAUUGGAAAAAGCUUUUCUUGAAGUCAACAGACCCCAAAUCCAUAAGUUAGAUCCAAGUUGGAAGGAGCGCAAAGUGACACCCUCGAAGUAUUCUUCCUUGAUUUACUUCGACUCCAGUGCAACAUAUAAUCUUGAUGAGGAAAAUAGAUUUAGGACAUUAAAAUGGUUAAUUUCUCCUGUAAAAAUAGUUUCCAGACCAACAAUACGACAGGGCCAUGGAGAGAACCGUCAGAGGGAGAUUGAAAUCCGAUUUGAUCAGCUUCAUCGGGAAUAUUGCCUGAGUCCCAGGAACCAGCCUCGCCGGAUGUGCCUCCCGGACUCCUGGGCCAUGAACAUGUACAGAGGGGGUCCUGCGAGUCCUGGUGGCCUUCAGGGCUUAGAAACCCGCAGGCUGAGUUUACCUUCCAGCAAAGCAAAAGCAAAAAGUUUAAGUGAGGCUUUUGAAAACCUAGGCAAAAGAUCUCUGGAAGCAGGUAGGUGCCUGCCCAAGAGCGAUUCAUCUUCAUCACUUCCAAAGACCAACCCCACACACAGCGCAACUCGCCCGCAGCAGACAUCUGACCUUCACGUUCAGGGAAAUAGUUCUGGAAUAUUUAGAAAGUCAGUGUCACCCAGCAAAACUCUUUCAGUCCCAGAUAAAGAAGUGCCAGGCCACGGAAGGAAUCGUUACGAUGAAAUUAAAGAAGAAUUUGACAAGCUUCAUCAAAAGUAUUGCCUCAAAUCUCCUGGGCAGAUGACAGUGCCUUUAUGUAUUGGAGUGUCUACAGAUAAAGCAAGUAUGGAAGUUCGAUAUCAAACAGAAGGCUUCUUAGGAAAAUUAAAUCCAGACCCUCACUUCCAGGGUUUCCAGAAGUUGCCAUCAUCACCCCUGGGGUGCAGAAAAAGUCUACUGGGCUCAACUGCAAUUGAGGCUCCUUCAUCUACAUGUGUUGCUCGUGCCAUCACGAGGGAUGGCACGAGGGACCAUCAGUUCCCUGCAAAAAGACCCAGGCUAUCAGAACCCCAGGGCUCCGGACGCCAGGGCAAUUCCCUGGGUGCCUCAGAUGGGGUGGACAACACCGUCAGACCGGGAGACCAGGGCAGCUCUUCACAGCCCAACUCAGAAGAGAGAGGAGAGAACACGUCUUACAGGAUGGAAGAGAAAAGUGAUUUCAUGCUAGAAAAAUUGGAAACUAAAAGUGUGUAGCUAGGUUAUUUCGGAGUGUUAUUUAUCUUCCCACUUGCUCUCUGUUUGUAUUUUUGUUUUGUUUUUGAUUCUUGAGACUGUGAGGACUUGGUUGACUUCUCUGCCCUUAAAGUAAAUAUUAGUGAAAUUGGUUCCAUCAGAGAUAACCUCGAGUUCUUGGUGUAGAAAUUAUGUGAAUAAAGUUGCUCAAUUAGAAUUUUUAGGGUUCUCUUUGAUAGGCCUGUUUUUCUGAUGUGUGUGUUUUUUUUGGGGGGGGGUUAUUUGUUUGUUUGUUUGUUUGUUUGUUUGUUUUUGAGACAGUCUCUCUCUAUCGCCCAGGCUGGAGUGCGGUGGCACAAUCUUGGCUCACUGCAACUUCCGCCUCCCGGGUUCAAGCGAUUCUUCUGCCUCAGCCUCCCGAGUAGCUGGGAUUACAGGCGCGCGCCACCACGCCUGGCUAAUUUUUGUAGUUUUAGUAGAGACGGGGUUUCACCAUAUUGACCAGGCUGGUCUCGAGCUCCUGGCCUCGUGAUCCAUCUGCCUCGGCCUCCCAAAGUGCUGGGAUUAUAGGCGUGAGCCACUGCUCCCAGCCGUGUGUUCUUUUUUAAAUUUAGAUAUGUCCAGAGAAUCCUCUCUCCUGUUUCCCAUUUCAUUCGAGAAUAUUGUUUGCUUGUGAGACGUAAGUUCGAGCCCUGCAUGCAAUGACCCUUGAAGGAAAAUAAACAGUCCUGGUGGUCCCAGACGCUCCUGCAGCCACAGCGCCUGUGACUCCUCAUGAUUCUUACUGAAGCUGUUGAUGACAGGAUAUCAUGGUGACGUUUUUGUAAUGAAAUAUUUCACAUAUUCAGAAUACAUUGGUGAAACUCAUGCUGGAGUAAAUAGUUAAUAUAUGGCCA